UCCCAGCUGGAAGAGAGACCCCCAGGCCCAGGUUGAAUGCCUUAGCUAUGGCUGUGCUGUUUGUGUCAUCGUUUUUGAGGACAGCUGCUCUUUGAAAUCAUCUUUUUUUUUAGCAACAACAAGUAGACGUUGCAAGAUGUAUGUACCCACCAUCGAAGGUGUAGCUCUCUCCAUUGAAAAUUCAAAAUUUAAAGUCGUCUCAGCUGCUCUAAGUGCUCCCCAUGUGCAUCCACUGCUGCCGCCUUCGCAAGACACCAUGUCCCACGAUCCCCUACAGCUGUCCCCAUUGCCCGGUGAACACCAUUUCCAGCAGCUGUCGUCUGAGCGAUCCUCGAUCCUUCGGCGAGAAUCCCUUUCCAAUAGGAAGGAUUUCAAACCCGCCGUCUGAUCCGUGUCACUCCUUGCCACCGCGCUGGCUGGAGGUUAAUCGCCGGGUAAUCUACGCACUCGCUAAGAGAAUGGGUCGAUCACCGGAAGCAGCUCAUUACGCAGUGCUACUUUUGCUGUAUGCCAACUAUGGUAAAGUUUUGAGGAUAGCUCAAAAACGCCGAUCUUUCCCGGUACCCCGGUGUGGCUUCCCCGAGCAGGAUUUCUUUUGUACCGGAGGAUCCCUUUUCAACGACUCUGGCUUCCUCACCGAUCCCAUGGCCCCGGACACUCUUGCCAAACUACUUCGUAUGCUGCAGGACUAUAUCUCGAGGUUGAGGGAGCUGAACAAGAAGUUCAAAUGGUACGCAAAUGGCGAGGAUCGAGACGAGAUACUCUGUCUGUUGGGGGAACAAGAUGAACUAGUGCGCCUGCUGAGGGCAAUCUUUGGGAACAAGGAUGUGGUGCCCAUUCCGCAACUCCUUCGGGCUCUCUGCGACCUGGAUUUCAACUAUUUAACGUCUGGCAAGUUGACGUCAAAAAAGUCGCCAUGGCGGGUAAAACACAUAUCCGAUCUUUACUCGGAGGUGGUGGACCCCUACAAAUCUAAGAAAUGUUCUUCAGGCGACAGUAGAGCUUUCCCAAAUCGAAUCCAAGAGGUAACAAUACAAACUGUGAUUUCUCCCAAAAAACCCCAGUGCCCGUGUGGUGCACGGACUGUCCAGGUUCGAGUGCGGUCCCAAAGAGACAAUAAACAGCAGCUGCCUAGUAAACCAUCCUUUGCCUACUUGAAGGCCGAGCCUUUUGACUCAAGCAAGAAAUCCACGGAUGCCCCGAAGGCCAAGCAUCGACACCACAGAAAAAAGCAGAUGGUAAGGAAGAGCUCCAAAGGUGGCGGCAAAAUCCAGCAGCUAACACAAGAGCCCUUGUUCAGCAAACUGUAUCCUUCCAUCCCGGUGUUGGAGAUGCCGAAGCUCCUUUACGAGCCUUAUGACUCCAGGAAGAGCUCCACUUGGCGCACCCGCUACUCGAACUCCGAGCGAAUGCUCCCGGAUGGCCGGAUUUCCAAGCGUCGAGUGGAGCGCUACAUGCAUCCGAAUAAGCAGCGGGAGCUAAGUGAACUGCAAAAGAAGCAAUCCACUCAAAACGAAAAAGAGUAUGAGGAUAUGUUUGGCACCGAUUUGAGAAGGAGAAGCAUGCGAAAGAGUGACAAAAGGAAAUCGUCAACCAGCAGAAAGCCAGGUGAUGGUUAUGCCAACUGAUCCAACCUUGCAGAAGCUUGGAACGGUUGACUAGCCAUUGGUGGCUCUCUGGGGGUGCCCAUAAAAUGUUCGUGUGGUUUUAGUAUUUGAGGAAUUGUUACACAAAAAUAUAAUUGUUUUUAUUAAGAAACCGUUGGUGAGUCAAUUAAAGCCCAUUAUUUUUUUACUGUGUUUACUGUGGC
This is a messenger RNA of Drosophila kikkawai, 1810 nucleotides long. RefSeq lists its product as uncharacterized. NCBI's taxonomy places the organism in Eukaryota, Metazoa, Arthropoda, Insecta, Diptera, Drosophilidae. The record is from RefSeq and is a predicted model, not a curated record.